GUGAAAUAGUCAAGUCAACACAUGCAAUUACAAGGACUUGUAUAGUUCGGUCCAGACUCCAGAAAUCAGAGUCUCAACACUCAACCUCAACCUCGAGCUUCGAGACGUGACAAAACCAAACCCCGUAGCGGGCGUGCGCGCGCGCGCCGAGUAUAUAUAAUAUUAUAGGCUCUCAAAGGAGUAUCCGGACUCGGCAGCUGCGACAGCCGCGAGUCAUCCCCGAGAGUCGAAGGAAUCCUACCGACGAAGAGGGCACGCGAGAGAGCAUCGGGCUGGCAGGUUCUCUGCAGCAGCUCUUUACUCCCGGCUAACGCUCGUCAACGUAGAAUGAGCGGCGAGCAGGAGGCUACGGACAGCAGGCUAACCACCCAGGAGGAACCAGGAGCUAUGGGCGACGUCCUCACCAAGGAAGACCAGCAGCAGCACCACUGUGACUCCGAGGCUGUUUUAGAGCAGCAUCAAUCCCUCGAGCCUGUCGUGUCCUUCACCGAGCCCCAGCUUCUUAACCACCAGCCGCUUCUUACAGAGAUUAUGGAUGUAGAUAAAGUAGAGUUGACAGCACAGGCAGUGCUGAGUAGCCAAGUCAGUGUUGACAGUGAUUUGAUGAGCUUGUUUAAGCCCUAUGAAAAUGCCAUUAAUAAUGGCACUGGUACAAUGGAAAUUGUCCAAAAUGAUGAGUACUUAUUGUGUAAAGAGCAAUGCCUAGCCAAUGACAGCUCUACUGUUGAUGAUUUAUGUGACUGUAAAGAGUGCAAGUGGAAAAAAAGAGAUUUAUCUAAAGAAGACUUUGAAGAAAUGAUCAAGUGUAAGCAUCUCGGUGUAAACUUGAGGCAUUACAUAGGUUCCACAUUUCAUUGGUUUAUGGAAACGUCAGGAUUUUCUGGAAACCCAUCUACAACACUGCCUCAGCCUCAAGAUCUAGAUUCCAUUGAAAAUCUUGAUGAACUCAGAAAGUCUGUGGUUUUAUUGUGCGAAAAAGUACCUUAUCAAUUGUUCAUGUGGUUGGUCGGACAAGCCCAAGAAUUUGUGAUAGGUGUUAAGGUUCAAUUGUUGACACUUUUGUAUGACCGCAGCGUUGGUAACUUAGCAGAAGUUUUUAUAACAAAACUUUUAGACGGAUAUGAAGCCUUGUUAGCUACAGCUGUACAUAUUUCCGAUUUACUACAGCCUUUGCAAAAUGAACUUUUUAGUAAAGUCAACUUAACGUGGAGUUACAUUAACAAAAGUUUAUACCAAAAUUAUGUUUUUAGCGACCCUUUGAUACAAAAUAAUUUACCUUCGUAUCUUGGACAGUUGAAAGAAUGUAUGAAAGAAGAUAAUUCGAACAAACAUCUUCUAGAUCGUUACUUUGCGUUCAACGAUGAAAUAACUAAAAUUGGAUCUUUGUGUCCAGAAAUUGAACGUCUCAUCGACAAGUACAAUGCUGAACAAGUAACUGGUUCUGUGAUGAAAAAAGUUCGCGAAGAUUUCGAGCGAUUCAAAACGAGAUUAAAACUCGAUUUGCCCAUUUACACUGAUGAAAAUUUAGAAUUCAUUAAGGAAGUGGAUGACAGUAGCAGUAAUGCUGUACCAGAUGAUGAAGAGUUUUUGUAUACGAAUUCCUAUAUUCAAGCCUGUUCACUGCCCCAUGCAGUAGAAAUACAAAGUAUGUUUAAUGAUUGGAAAAAAUCUCCUCAACAAAGGUUAACUGACUUAGUAGAAGCAUUGACGUUAUCAUCUAGUUUAGAAGAAGAAGUGGAACCUAGAACUGCAGAAGAAAAAAAUUGUUCUUCUUAUUUAGAAAAAACGAUAAAAGAAGGUAUUAAUAAGUCUGUGUUGUGCGAAAAACAAGAUUGCAAAUGUGACCUUAACAAUUCUCCUGUUGAUCCAGGAGUGAAUCUUAUACAAGAAAAAUCUCAAAAUUUCCAUAACCGCGUAUUGAAGCACAGUGCUGCCGUUAAUAUACAAAACCGAAAAGUUGAUCCCGCAAUGAUAGUGAGAAACGAGUCUAGUGAUGGUUCUGAUCUUCCUCGUACUCUCGCUAUUCCAAAGCCGAAUAAAGAUAAUUGUGGGGAGCCUUUAAAAAAAGUGUCUAAAACGUCCACAGCUCAGACAGCUCAAACGCAAAUAAGGCACUCAACUACGCAGACACCUAGUACAAAUCACAAUCAAAAUCACGUACAUCGUCAUUAUCAUCAAGGAAGAUGUUCGUCUCAUUCUCAUUCGCACGGAAGUUUAUCCAAUUCCGUUAUUAAAUCCUCUGGUCUUCAUCGAACGCAUGUAGGUCAUAACAUUCAUCCACCAGGAUCGACAGUAUCUUGUCAUAAACAGCAGCACAUAGUCGAACACAUUAAACGAUUAUCAGCCAUUGAUCUGAGCCCUGGAGAGAACGGAGACUGUUCUGAUUCUGGAAGUAGUCACGAAGAUACUUGUUCAACAACUAAUAGUCCAACUCCUAGGGAUUCAAAUCGUCACUGUGAUUGCUGUUAUUGUGAGGUGUUUGGUCAUGGCGUGCCAUCGGUAGCGCCAGUCAGUCGAAAUUACAAUGAAAUGCGUGAAAGGCUGAGGCAACUGUUAUCAAAAAAGAAAGCAAAGGUGUGCAAAACGACGGCAAAUCCUCAUGUAAAAAGUUCCAUCGAAGUAUCAUCGUCUUCUUCAUCCUUAUCGUCGACUUCUUCAACAUCAUCAACAAUAACUAAUGUAGAUUCAUCUAAUCUACCAAAUGCAGCUUCGAGGUCAAAUACGCCUAAUGCAACGACUUUGAAUCCUGCGCCGAAAGUGACUACUAAACUUGUCAACUCCGUUAACGUAGCUGUCCCUGCUAUCACAGUAAAACUUAAUUCUAAAGAAGAUUUAUGGAAUUUAGAUGCUGCUGUUGAAUUCAUAGAAGGCUGCAAUGGUGGAAAGAAAAAUGAAAAAAAAGCAGCAAAGAAAGCUCGUCAAAAACAAAGAAAGAUUGAUGAAAAAAAUCUAAAGCAAAAAGAAGAAGAUGACAGGUUAAAAUUGAUAGAACUUCAAAAGAAAACACCAGAAGUUACAAUAACUGUUGUGAAUCCGCAAAAACAACAGUCGCAAAAAUCUGUACAAAAAUCGAAAUUGCCAGAAGUGUCAAUUAUCCCCGCUGUAUUAUCAAAACCGAAAGCAACAUUCACCGUUAACAAGCCAACAACAAGUGCGAGUACGACAAAAAAGACUGCUGAUGUUGUCGGUAUCAUCAGCAAAAAUGUUGGCAAAAGUAAAGUUGCAGCAGUACCAGCACCACUAGUGCCAAAAACUCAGGAAAACGUGAAAAAAAAGACUGCUAAUGUAGAAAAACUUAAUCAAGCGGCCGUCAGUACGAAUCAGACAAAAUCUAAGACGCCAGUCAAAGCUAAUGAAAUUGUUUCUCAACCAGAUCCUACAGAUGAAUUCAGUGAUCUCAGCAAUUUAACAAAAAAAGAAAGAAAAAAGUUAAGACGUGCAAUUAAAAAGCAAGAAGAGCUAAAAGAGUUGGAAAAUAAACAGUUGGAAAAUCAACUGCAGAUUGUAACUAUCAAGCGAAUAAUGGAGUCUAACAAUGCUGAGCCAACUGUAACUAUAACCUUGAAAGGUCAAACACCUGCAGAAGAUAAGGUCUUGUUUACUCUUGUUAAUGGACAAACAAAAGAUUCAUCAAAUCAGUCCCAGAAUUCUGGCAAGAAAAAGAAGAAUAAAAAUAAAAAUAAUAAUUCUUCCGGUCAGUCACAACAAGUUGCCGACAAGCCUCAACAACCUCAAAUUAAUAAUAAUGUUAAAACUGAUGUGAAUCAAAAGAACAAUUCAAAAAAUGUAAAACAACAGCAACAAUCUCAACAACAAUCUGGUAAAGAUAAAUCUAAAUCGAGUAAACAGCAGCAGGAGAAUCAAAAAGUACAACAACAACAAAACAUCGUCACCAAUGAAACAAAAAGUACAAAAUCUAAGAAAGAUAAAAAAAAUAAUAAUGAAAAUAAAGAAAAUAUUUCGAAACAAACUACAAACGAAAAUGUACAAAAACAAGAACACAGUACAACUAACAAAAAAUUAAAUAAGGCUUCCAUCAACAUUGUUCCAACUCCCAUGAUCAGUAAAAAACAGCAGCAACAGCAGCAACAACAACAGCAACAGCAGCAGCAACAACAACAGCAGCAACAACAACAGCAGCAGCAACAGCAGCAGCAGCAGCAGCAGCAGCAGCAGCAGCAGCAGCAGCAGCAGAAGAAGCAACAGCAACAGCAACAGCAGCCAAAUGUUAAUUCAAACAAUAAUAAGGGUACUAAGAAUGUUAAGAAUCAAAAUCAGGUUCAGCAUCAGAAAAAAGUCAAUAACAACAGCAGCAGCCAAAACAAUCCGAGUAAACCAGGAAAAUGUAAUAGUGCUACUAGUGGAAAUCAAAUUCAAACUCAGUCCACAGUUUCUGACACUCAAAAAACUUCGAAAGGUGUUGCAAAUUUGACGAAUAAACAAAAGCAGGCCGACGAGCCAAUCCAGACUCGGAGAAGAGAACAGCCAGAUGCUUUCUCAAAUAAUCAUCAAAAGGAAAGGUGCAACACGCCGUCGAGUAUUAGCAUUGAAAAUCUGAAGCUCCCUCCAGGUAUCACUAUAACUAAAGUCGAUGCUCCAGUCAGGCCUCUUCCCUUGAAAACAAACGUCGCUCCAAAGCCUGUUAAAAAUACACCGAAACAAACAACUAUUAUUGCGGCACCAAUGAGCGGUGUUCAGUCGUCGAAUUACGGAAAUCCACAGGGUACCGGAAAUGUGAUUGUUGUUGAUACUGGAAGACUGAAGCAAGAUUUAGUACCUAAAAAUGAAAACCCAAAAGAUCCAAACGGUCAGUCGUCAUCUUCGUCGUCAAAGAAAAAGAAGAAAAAGAAGAACAAAAAUUCUGCAGUGAAUGGAAAUGAGAAAAAUGGUAGUGCUCAACCAGUGCAAAGCAACGGUAGAUUACAGCAGCCACAGCAGCAGCAGCAAAAUUCGAACGAUUACGCAGAGCCGGCUCGGAUCCUUCACAACCCCACGACAAACAUGGUGACCAUAAGAAAUCCUGCGUUUGGCCCAGCACCACCCAAAAUGGAACCUUGCACCCAACAAGCAGCCAUUAUCAAAGUUGGAGUGGAUGGAAUGGUGACGAUACGUAGUCCUGCUCUUCAGCAAGCAAUUAACGCAGGUCUUCAACCGCCUUCAAAACCCGAUUUUAUUGUUAAGGGAGGUACCGCUGCAAACGGAGCUAAGCCUGUGAGUAACAAUUUUAUGAACAGUAGUGAACUGUCUGGUCCAGUGAAAGGAUCGAAUGGAAUGCAGUUGCCUACAGAUCUCACAGAGUUGCGAAGGCGACUAGCCCAACAAUCUGACAACGAUCGAAUGACAUCGUCGACUCUGUUUAACAAUGGUCUUUCGAGUAUUCAAAUAAGCAAAGUCACGAAUGGCCAAUCGCCAAACAUCCCCGAGAACGGCAUUAAGUUAAAAGGAACGAGCGUGACGCUGACGAAAAUUCGAAAUACUGAGGCACACAUUAAUCAUAUGCAGCAGCAACAACAGCAGCUCAUCGACGAGGCCAAAGGAAAUUCGUUAAGCGGAAGCGCGAGCAAAAACCGUAAGAAAAAGAAACGGGGAAACGGAGGUCGACAAGGUGGCGAUGACUGGAAUCUCGUUGAGAGCGUAUUCACUCCCAAAGACAUAGACCUCGAGGACGGCGAGAUGGACGAGACCGAGCGCGAGCUCGAGGCCUUCAAGCGAUUCUGCCUGCAGUCCGUGCCGCCGCCUCGCAAGGAGAAGGUCAACCUCAACCUCAAGGACAUCGUUCUCAAGAAGAAGUCCUCCGCCUCGGCCUCCCCGACAGCCGUCGCAGCCUCCGCCGCAGCUACCGCGGCAGCCGUCGUCGCAGCCAUCUAAAUUUCCGCUCUACUCUAUACUCUAUCUCUUGUUCUUCUUCAUCCUCUAUCUAACUGAUUCCUCAUAGCGAACUUAUUCGAUCCGAGAUCCGAUAUCUAGAACAAUUAUACAAGCAACACAUGCAUACGCUACAAGUAUUUUUUUUUUUUUUUUUUUCCUUCCUUCUUGUGGGCUAACUCGGUACUACACACAUCACGUUUUAGGAUUCGGUACCUUGGUAUAGUGACCACCUUUUGAGAAUGAUUUUUUUAAGACGGUAUGCGAAUUACACACACACACACACUUGAAAGAUCUAUUUAACAAAUUAAGCAGAUUUUUUUUAUUGGAGGUAUAUUCGAUAGUGUACUGUAAGAAAGGAGUAUACAUAUUAUAAAUAUUUUGAUUUUUG
Molecule: messenger RNA, 6256 nt
Organism: Copidosoma floridanum
Lineage: Eukaryota; Metazoa; Arthropoda; Insecta; Hymenoptera; Encyrtidae
Source: RefSeq, a predicted model, not a curated record